Molecule: messenger RNA, 870 nt
Organism: Yarrowia lipolytica CLIB122
Lineage: Eukaryota; Fungi; Ascomycota; Dipodascomycetes; Dipodascales
Biological process (GO): mitochondrial proton-transporting ATP synthase complex assembly
Cellular component (GO): mitochondrion
Source: RefSeq, a predicted model, not a curated record
AUGCUGGCGCGACAUAUCUCCAAGCAAGCCGUUCGGCACGCCUCCAACCUGUCUCUGGAAAACGCCGGCCCUCUGAUGAGCGGCCUGGCUCGAGUGGUUCAGCCCGACAAGAAGGAGAAGGUGUCUCCGAUCCAGGUCAAGGGACUGAAGCGGUUCUGGGAAGAGCUGGCUGUCAAGGACCUCGAAAACGGCAACAUCACCGUGACUCUCGGGGGCAAGUCUCUGCGAACCAUGGGACAGCACGAUCUGAUUCUUCCUGCUACCAAGAAGCCGCUCGCCCACCUACUCAUGCACGAGUGGCAGGUUCUGCCCUCUCUCAAGCUCAAAAACCACUCUGUGCCGCUGACGUCGCUGGUGUCGCGAGCAAUUGACAUUUCCAAGUCUCCCGCUGUGCGAGACGCCGCCAUCAAGGAUAUUAUGCCUUAUAUUGACACCGACGCUCUCCUCAUCUUCGAGCCCUCCGACAGCUACCAGGGCCGUCUGCGAGCUGCUCAGGAAAACGACUUCCGACCUGUAAUUGCCGACGCCGAGAAGUUCUGGGGCGUGACCCUCAAGUCCAUGGACUCGGACAAGGGGCUGCUUGGCAACCGGCAGACUGCCGAGGACAAGGAGGCCGUGAAACAGUGGGCCUACACCCUGAGCCCGUGGCAGCUGGCUGCUCUGGAGCGAGCCACCCUGACCUCUAAGUCCUUUAUUUGUGGAGCCUUUUUGAUUUCGGGCAAGCUCACCCCCACCCAGGUGGCCGAGCUGGUGGGUCUGGAAACCAAGUUCCAGGUCGAGCGAUGGGGAGAGGUCGAGGAUACCCACGACGUGGACUUUUGCGACAUCCGAAGACAUUUGGCAUCUUGUUCGUUGCUCGCUCGAAUGUAA